AUGGCUCAAGACACAAUUUCUUUUCAAGUAAAUUACAAAGGAAGGAUCAUACCAUUGGAAUCGUGGCCUCUUGAUAAUACAGUACAUGAAUUAAAAGAAUUCCUUGCCAAAAGUAUUGGCAUACCUUCCGAAUUUCAAAAAUUAUUAUACAAAGAUACUAAAACGUUACGAGAGUGUAAUUUUAAAUCUGGAAUUAAAGUAAUGUUAAUAGGUAGUUCACCAGAAGACAUUCAAAACAUCAAGCUUGCGGAUUCAAAAGUGAUACAUCAACCUUUUAACAAAUCGAAAUCAAAAUUUGCAAUCAAUCCAUAUAAGGAUAUAAGGAAUAAAGAGUCGACAUUAUCGGAACACAAUUAUACAUUUCAUAAUAUACAAGUAAUAGAACAAUUUCCUGAAUCCGGGAAGGCACGUGUAUUGUUGGAAAAAUUGAGAGAUGAUAACGGAAUUAGAGAAAUAAUGAAAAAGUAUAAAUGGAAUGUUGGUACUUUACGAGAAUUAUCCCCGGUAGAAAAAGAUAUUCUGGGAUUUAAUAAAAAUCGUGGAGAGUUAAUUACAUUAAGAUUACGUACAGAUGAUAUGGAAGGUUUUAGGCAUUAUCCUGAAAUUAGAAGAGUUUUAUUACAUGAAUUGGUUCAUAAUGUUUGGGGUGAUCAUGAUGAUAAUUUUCAUCGGUUAAACAGACAACUCAACAAGGAAGUUGGCAAGUAUCAUUUUCAAUAUCUUAUUGAAUUGGAUUGGACAGCAUCAGGAGGUCACAAAAUAUCAAAUGAUGAAUUUUAUAAUGCUCCUGAAGAAGAAGCAAUCGAUGAAAAAUCUUGGCAAGGUGGAACUUUUGUUCUUGGUGGUGUAGGUACGGAUCGUAGAUUAACAAAACGUGAACUGUUAGCUGAAGCUACUUUAAUGCGUUUGACAAAAGAAGAGAAAGAAUUAGAUGACAAUUGUGGUUCCAAAUAA
This is a messenger RNA of Funneliformis mosseae, 954 nucleotides long. Lineage: Eukaryota; Fungi; Glomeromycota; Glomeromycetes; Glomerales; Glomeraceae. The record is from the annotation of a GenBank genome assembly.